AUGACCACCACCACCACCGGAGAGCCCAAGCAGACCUAUCGUGGCAACUGCCACUGCAAGACCUUCGUCUACGAGGUCCAGCUCCCAGAGAUCAAGUCCGUCAGCGCCUGCAACUGCAGCCUCUGCUCUAGGAAGGGGACCCUCUGGGUCAUUCCCCAACGCGACGACCUGCGCUUCGUCAAGGGCGCCGAGGAUGACCUCUCGACGUAUAACUUUGGUCCGGGCCAAAUUACGCACAAGGUGCGCUCGAUCCAAGACCUCGAUAUUUUCGGCAUGGAGAAGAAGACUUACGACGGCGCGUCUUACGGCGCUAAAUACGAGCCUCACACCCACAAGGGUCCCGGGCCAACAGCCGAGGUCGAGGGGGGCAAGCUAUACACCGGCAGCUGCCACUGCGGCGCUCUGACGGUGGCCGUCGUCAGCAAGCCCAUCGACGAGACGUACGAAGACGGAGUCGUCGAGUGCAACUGCAGCAUCUGCGAAAGGAAUGGAUACGUCUGGGUGUACCCCAACACCGACCAAGUCGUGCUGACGGGAGACGACGACAAGAUCGGCCGCUACAUUUUCGGCCACCACAUUCUCGCAAAGACGUUUUGCAAGAACUGUGGCGUCCCCAUCACCAAUCAGUUCAACCCGCUGAGCGAGGAAGAACAGAGUAAUUUGGUGGAGCUAGCGCAGUACUGGUACGAGAGGUCGAAGACGAGGCAUCCCGUCAACGCGCGGGUUCUAGACGGGGUGAAUGUAAAGAGUUUGAAGGUUGCCCAGAUCGAUGGUAAGACUGAGCAUCAGCCUGGAUACGUGAACCCCUGA
This is a messenger RNA of Colletotrichum fioriniae, 810 nucleotides long. The record is from RefSeq and is a predicted model, not a curated record. Lineage: Eukaryota; Fungi; Ascomycota; Sordariomycetes; Glomerellales; Glomerellaceae.